This is a messenger RNA of Spodoptera litura, 4429 nucleotides long. RefSeq names its product Fas-associated factor 2 (gene Faf2). NCBI's taxonomy places the organism in Eukaryota, Metazoa, Arthropoda, Insecta, Lepidoptera, Noctuidae. Gene Ontology annotation, biological process: ERAD pathway. Gene Ontology annotation, molecular function: ubiquitin binding. The record is from RefSeq and is a predicted model, not a curated record. Gene Ontology annotation, cellular component: endoplasmic reticulum.
UACUUUGUCUAUGGUUCAUGGAUGACAUGACGUCUGAAAUGUCGCUCUUGUAGGCAAUGAGUAGCAAUUUGAUGCAAAACAUUUUGGUUUUAACAUUUUUUCGUUCAAGUUCGUGUUAAUAUGUAUUAAUAAGAUUGUAUGAGCUUAUACUCGUGUUAGCUGGCGUGACUGAUUUUCGUAUAUAUAAAUAAUUAGGUAUCAAAUCUAGGGCAAUGGAUCUUGAGGACAAUGCAAUGGGUUUAACCCACGAACAGACGGACAAAAUACUUCAAUUUCAAGAUUUAACUGGAAUAGAAGAUAUGUCAAUAUGCAGAGAUGUUCUACAAAGGCAUCAGUGGGAUUUGGAGGUGGCGAUACAGGAACAGUUGAAUAUCAGAGAGGGUCGACCAUCGGUGUUUGCUACUGAGGCUCGCGCGCCUCCCGUAGUACAUGAUCACAUAGCGCAGCAAGUGUUCACAGAUGAGCCUCCAGAGGGCCCCGGUGGUGUGCGAGGACUGUUCCGCUAUGUAGUCAACCUUGUAGUAUCCGUUUGUUAUAGCACAAUAACAUCAGUGCUAAACUUGCUCCUCAGUUUUGUGCGCAAUGAUGACAGGAGAUUGGUGACUGACCCAUUAGGCGAUGUCAUGGGAUUCAUCAACAACUACACCUCCCGUUUCAACCCGCACCCUGUAUUUUACCAGGGCACAUAUGCACAGGCCCUUAAUGAUGCCAAAAACGAGUUGCGCUUCCUUGUUGUAUACCUACACUCUGAGUCAGCUUCGGAGACACAAAACUUCUGCAGGACGACCCUGGCAGAUCCAGAGGUGAUCCAGUACAUAAACACACAUGCCCUGUUCUGGGGUUGCUCAGUGGAGAGCGGCGAGGGUUGGCGCGUGGCUCAGUCGGUGGGCGGGCGUCGCUACCCUCUGCUCUGCGUAGUCUGUGUCCGUGAGCACCGCAUGACGGUGGUGGCGCGCUCUGAAGGUGCCUGCAGCCCACACCAGUUGCUGCAGCGCCUGCGCCGCGUCGUCACUGAUAACGAACCACAUUUAGCAGCUGCCAGGGCUGAUAGAGUGGAGCGUGAAGUGACAGCGCGUCUGCGCGCAGCCCAGGACGAAGCGUACGCGGAGUCACUUGCCGCCGACCAGGAGAAGGAGCGGCGCCGCGCCGCCGACCGAGCCGCCCGCGAACUGCGCGAGCAUCAGGACCUGCAGCGGCGCCAGCAGGAAGAACGUCACAAACUGGAUCUGGUGGCGGCCCGCCAAGCGAUGGCAUCGCGGCUGUCUCCCGAGCCGGCGGCCGGCUCUGGUACUGUAGUACUGCUCAUACGGCUGCCGGGGGGAGAGAGGCUCACUCGACGCUUCACACUCACGCACACUACGCAGGAUCUUUAUGACUUCGUGUUCAGUCACCCACAGUCCCCCGAGGAGUUUGAAAUCACGACCAACUUCCCUAAACGCAUCCUCGCGCGCGGCGCCGACAGCCUCAUGGACGUCGGACUAAAGGACCGCGACGUACUUUUCGUCAACGAUGUUAAUGCAUAAAAUGCGUUAGUGCUCUCAUAUACAUAGUUAGUAACAUCUUGUUGGGAUUGCCAUGGAGUAGUACGCGAAUGAAGUAUAGAAUGAGUGUAGAAGAAUAUUUGUCACCAUGACAGUGGUGGAUCAAAUGUAUUGGCAAAGCCAAGGAGGCAUGGUCGGAAAUUUUCACACAUUAAAUUACUAACAUCGAAUCAUUUAGUUGUCACUAAAAUGUGUUAAAGUUACGAUCAAUUUGUAGAUCAGUUUGGUGGGGUCUCUGUUAAUGUUACAGAGGGUUGGUCAACAGGCAUUUGGGUUGUGAUUGGUUGAUUACUUCAUUUGCUCAUUACUCAAUGUCUAUACGCGUUUGACAGGUCAUCGCGGUUGGUAGUGGAACAUGUACAUAAUACACUGAGCAAGGUACACACACAAUAUGCACAUAAUAUUAAUACUCGUGUUACUCAUAUAACUUAAUGACCAAUGUAAGUAUCUGAUCCUGGACGAAUACCUCUGUCCAAUCUAAAGGAACUUUGAGCAAAUUAUUCCAAUGUACCAUACAAAAGUACUGGCAGUACUUACUCAUUGAAGUCUAUGUAAUUCCGUUCAGUCAGCAAUCGCAAAACUUUUCAUACGCAGCUAUAUAUGCGGGAAACAUUAAUGGGUCAGACCAAUCGACAUUUUAGAAUUAUUUUAAUUUAUUUUAAAUCGUUUUAUUGACAUUAUUUUUAUGGUGAAAAUGUCGAUAAGUUUGUAGUGUGAUUGCUCAGUGUACGGAAUUAUUCAUUUUUAAAUACCAUGACGGUUAAGAGCUAUGGCUUCACACAUUAGUCCCAAUAUUUGAAUCAAAAUUGUCUUUAUUCAGAGAAACAUUGGUUAGUCGCUGUGCACAUUGACAUCCUAGUGUUUUAUCCAACAUACGAGAUCAGUGGGUGAAGCCGCUAUGUGACUGAUAUCCAGACUUAGAACACCCUGGCAACAGGGUAAUUAGUUUUGUACUUAAUUAUAGUACAAUAAGGUUCCCUUUCAUUUGAGUUGCAAUAUCGUCGUUUGUAAUCGCUGGACGAUUGCAAUGUUUUUUUUUGUCCCAUAUUGUAGAACUAUAAUAAUGAUCUGUAGCUGAUAGAUAUAACGAAAUAAUCAUAAUAGAAGUCCGUGAUGUUCAAUUUGUGUCAAUAUUCCAUUAAAAUUAUAUGCAUGUCAAUUGAAUGUCUACUUGAUCCGAAUCCAGGUGAAUAAGGCUGUUGGAGAGGACUAGCCUCUAUAGUUUAACGGCCUUAUACCUUGGACCUGCUUCUUUACACUCCAGUUUAAUGAAUUACAAAUUAGCAGUUGAUGUUUAUACACACGAUAUAACCCUCUAUGUGUAAUUGUGUAGUGUUAAGUUGAACGAAUGUUUAAUAAUAGUCACAUUUUUGACAUAUUAUUGUAAUGCUCAAAUUGUUCAGUACGCGUCCGGGUUCGUUGCACUCAAGAUUGUAACUAGUCGUCGUUACAUUGAUAGCUUCUGUUUAUCGACAAUUUGCGAUAACUAAAUUGAUGUUUUCUAGAAAUUUCUAAAUGUUUUUGACUGAUGAAACAUAUAUUUGUUAUAUCUGUUCCUUCUUUUCUGAUUCUAUUAGAACUUGAACACGUACUGUAAGACUGUGUAUGCAAUAAUGCAAUAUUGGGCAACUAGGUAAUCACGAUGAGACACAUUCGACUUAUCGUUCGAAGUAAACGCGUAUAUCCCACUCUUAUUGUGAUAUUCGUAUGUUGUAUGUAUGUACUAAUAUUGUGUAGGUAUUCUAAACCAAAAUCUGGUAUAAGACAUAAUAUUAUUCGGAAGAUGCGUGGGUUAAUUGCAUAUCAAAUUUUUAUUUUAUUAUUUAAUUCUGGAAAAUUGCUUUUUUUUAAAUAGGAAUGUUCUUGCGCUAGUGAAGACAAAGGUUCUGUCGGUUUUGUUACCUUUUUGUGCACGGCGAAGAUUUGUUUGGGUCGGUACAUUUGUCUUAAAAGCGGGCCAUGUAUGCCGUUGUUUGGUAAAUACUAAUUACUUGUGUUAAGUUUGAAGGAGGACCUCAAAAUUCUUGUAUUAAGAUACCUUACUUUGUAUAUGUCUCGAAGAGGCUCACCCUCCUAGAUUUGAACAAAUUCUCCGUCGUGUAAACCUACAAGUUUAAAAUUAGUUUUGUUCCUUCCAAAAUAUUCAUUUGUAUGACUGUCGAACUUAUACUCUAUAUAAAUAGCUGUAAGUUCGUCUCUAGUAAUAGGUACUUAGGAAUGUAAUUAUAUGUAAUUGAUUCUGUAAUAGAUGUUUAAACAAGUUCUUAAAGCUCAAUCGUACCAAGUUUGCUAAAGGACUAUUGAUAGUCAGAUAGGCAGAUUUGUUCGUAUAUUAAAUAAACCUAUAUGUCUAUACCAUAUCCAAGACAUUAGUUCUUGGUUGGUUCUUGGUUGUCUUCAGAACAAGAACAAAACUAAUUUUAUACGAGGUCUCUAUGUAACCCUUGUAAGUUAUGAUCGAUAUUUUAUAAGGUAGAAAUAAAUAGAUCAAGGUACAUGAUUGUUAUUAUUUUGUCUCGCAUUUUUUGUUUAAAUGUCGCUGCAUUUUUGUUUAAAUGUUGCUGCAUUUUUGUGUAAAUGUUGCUGCAUUUUUGUGUAAAUGUUGCUGCAUUUUUUGAUAAAUGUCGCUUCAUUUUUUGGUUAAAUGUCGCUUCAUUUUUGUUCCCUUUGUUUUUAUGUUUAGAUGUUUUUGAAAUGUAAAUUAUCCUUGAUGUGUUCCAUUAUUGUAACUAUUUUGCAAAUGAUUUAGUACUGACAGGUUUGAAUUUGGAAGAUUUUCUUGUAUAGGAAAGAUGCGGCGCAUUCGGUCAAAGGUUACAUGCAUUUAUUUCUAAAACGAACUGUGUAUUAUAUUGUUUUGUUGUAUUAUAGUCAUGUUUCUUCCUAAA